AUGCUCGCCUCAAUCGAUGAAGACGGGCACCAAGCAGAGGAUCACUACGUCUCCCCGUUAGCGAACCUCCUGUCCUCCAUCGCACCGGCGGAAAAGAUGGAGGACAUCAAACGUCUUCUACACCCCUCCUUCCGUAUGCGAUGCUUCGACGUAUUGCUGUCUGCGUUUGAGACAGCUACGAAGAUCGUGGGGGUUCAAUCCGCCAUCAAAGCACUGAAGAAGCAGUUGUUCGAGAAGAAACUCCCGACUGCAGUCAACCCCAUCGUACGGUCGAAGGUUGGCACUCAGUUCACCUCCCUAUAUCCCACGGAACUCAGGGAGAAAGCGGCUCGGGAUAUGGCCGCUAUCCAACAAGAGUGCGCCCUCAGACUGCAUCAAACCAUCAUCGAGCAGAAAGAGGCAGAGCUCGAAUAUCUCCAAGUCCUAAACUCCUUGGGAAAUCUGGACGAACUGCUGCGUGCGGCAGUUAAAAAAGAUUUCCUAAGUGCCAAGCUCCAACACGGGUCGCGCCCGGGACAGGAGGAUGUCAACAUGGAUCUAGGCGAUACCCCAACUGAGUCGAGAGACCAACGGGAUAUCGCUGGAGAAAUGGAGAUUCCCCAGUUUUUGUUGGUAGAAAGGGAUGCAGCCCUAGCGCUUGCCCCUUUAUUGGCAGUACGUGUCCUUGAGAUGGCACGUACGAGGCAGGCAAACAAAGACUACCUCCUUGAGAAGAAAGUUUCUCUCAAGGAGCGUACGAUCCUUCGAGUGGCACAGGAAACCCCUGAGUCCGAGGAAGCUAGACUUUCUCGACUCAUUAAGGGAAUCCUCUUGAAGGAUAAAAAACAAGCCCAUAAGACCAAAAAUGUCAAGAAACCGGCUGCCCCCAAGGGAAACAAACCUCAGGGGAUCAAAAAAUCGAAAGGAAAAGGAAAAGAGAAGGCGAAAGCCCAAUCUACUCCACAUCCAGCGUCGUCCACGAAGAGCCACAAGAGGAAGCCUUCAACAGACGGAAAAGGUGCCGAGAAGAAAGCGAAGCGAUGA
Morchella importuna is the source of this 1023-nucleotide messenger RNA. RefSeq lists its product as uncharacterized. Lineage: Eukaryota; Fungi; Ascomycota; Pezizomycetes; Pezizales; Morchellaceae. The record is from RefSeq and is a predicted model, not a curated record. Bases 1 to 1023 code for a protein of 340 amino acids. The transcript is spliced from 2 exons.